AUGGAUACAAUUCGACUGUUCUAUCUGAGUCUACUAGAUAAAUUCGAUCCUCAACUUCAUUUUCUGCAAGAAAAGGCUCGUUCAUUAAAUCAGCAGCUGAGUAGUACAUAUUCACCAUUACAAUUGGUUACGACGACUGCUCUAGUCACAACAUGUGUAAUCGGUGUCUACCGUUUCAUAUUUAUUCAUGAGGAAGAUCUUGUAAUUCGUCUUCGAGAGACAGUUUUCCGUUUGGCUCGACGACUACCUGUUGUACAAAGGCAAAUCGCAAAAGCACGUGAAGACACGCUAACAUCCGUUUGCAAUGAUAUCGCCACCAGUAUUGCUGGCCAUAAAUUUAUUCAAAGUCUACCUACGCAAGGUCUUUCCAAGAAAAAACUUCUCGAAAAGCUGGAACAGUAUCGAAACUUCGAAAAGAUUAACUUUCAAGACGGACAAGUCUCCGGUUGUGUUUACAAGAUCCCACGAACCGAUAUGACUGAUAUUUACCAACAAAUUUUCAUUUUAUUCGGCGAUUCGAAUCCUCUUCAUGUUGAUGUCUUUCCCGACAUACGGACCAUGGAAGCUGAAGUUGUACGCUGUGUCGCAACCAUGUUUCAUGGUAACGAAAGUGUUUGCGGAACGAUGACAUCAGGUGGAACAGAAUCGUUGAUAAUGGCUUGUAAAACCUAUCGUGAUUUGGCUUAUUCCAAAGGCAUAAGCAAACCUGAAAUGUAA
This is a messenger RNA of Adineta ricciae, 717 nucleotides long. The record is from the annotation of a GenBank genome assembly. NCBI's taxonomy places the organism in Eukaryota, Metazoa, Rotifera, Eurotatoria, Adinetida, Adinetidae.